GGGGUCCUAUUUUUGUAUUUAUCUAUGCUUAAAAAUUAACCCCAAAUCCAAUCCAAUGUCAAUCUUGCCGAUACUCGGUAUCAGUUCAAUUAUUAUUUAUUACUAGAACAAUUGCCUCUCACGAGUAAAUCGAAAUGAAUGAGAAGGCCUUGAAAACUCUCGCUAGCAGAAGUGAAUUCAAAAUACGUUUAGAAGAGGAAAUCGGCAAAAAUAAGGAAAUUAUCAAGAAUAAAACAGGAGAAAUAGACAAGAUUUCAGAAACUAUAAGUAAUAUCAAACUUCUCGGAGACAAACCUGAGUGGGACAGCUUAAUUCCUCUAGGAAAGAGAAUUUACAUCCCAGGAAAAAUUGUACAUACUGGAGAGUAUUUUCUUGAGAAGAAAUCAUACCCAUAUUCUUAUUCUGUACUUACAACAUUACAAAAAACAAUAGACAUUUUGAAAGAAAAAAAAGAAAGAAACGAAGAACACUUAGAUAGAUAUCUAGAAAUAGAAAAGCAAUUACAGGAAAGGAUAGAAUAUUUGGUUGGUAGAGACGGGGAUAGUGAUUUUCCUGAUAAUAUUGUUUCUGAUAAAGGUGUUGCAGUUAGAGUUGGUGAUGUUUAUGAAAUCCUUGAAUAUGAAGAAUAAACUUAUGAUUAACAAGUAGAAAUCAAUCUUGUAUUCCAUGAAAAACUUGACUGUGAUAUCAUUAUUAGUAGAGGGUCUUCUUCUAUGGUGUUGAAAUGUUCCAUCAAAGUAAUAUAAUAAUAUUGACAAAAAAAAUAUAUAAUAAAAUUAU
Messenger RNA from Harmonia axyridis, 780 nucleotides. Its product is annotated as unconventional prefoldin RPB5 interactor-like. The record is from RefSeq and is a predicted model, not a curated record. The transcript has a single exon. Bases 135 to 629 code for a protein of 164 amino acids. Lineage: Eukaryota; Metazoa; Arthropoda; Insecta; Coleoptera; Coccinellidae.